Fonsecaea erecta is the source of this 1548-nucleotide messenger RNA. RefSeq lists its product as hypothetical. The record is from RefSeq and is a predicted model, not a curated record. Gene Ontology annotation, molecular function: heme binding; oxidoreductase activity. NCBI's taxonomy places the organism in Eukaryota, Fungi, Ascomycota, Eurotiomycetes, Chaetothyriales, Herpotrichiellaceae. The coding region runs from base 1 to 1548 and encodes 515 amino acids. The transcript is spliced from 2 exons.
AUGCCCAAGUUACUCAACGGCAACGAAGUCGCCCAGCACGCUUCCCGCGAUUCGUGCUGGGUCAUUGUCUCGGGCAAAGUCUACGAUGUCACCGACUAUCUGGAGCGACACCCCGGUGGCUCACAGAUAUUACUGCAGUAUGGCGGCAAGGACGCAACCCUCAUGUACGAACCCAUCCACCCGGCCGGUACCAUUGAACGCAACCUCCCCAAGGACAAACAUCUGGGUUCGGUCGAUCCGGCCACUGUGUCAAGUCCUUCUUCCCCCCAGGUGACACGCGAUCUCGAUAAGACGGCCCGGAUCCCCCUCGCCCACUGUAUGAACCUAGACGACGUCGAAAAGGCUGCCACGCGCCUCAUUCCUCGCAGCGCCUACGUCUACUUUAGCUCCGCCGCCGACAGCCUAGGAUCUCUCACCAACAACCGGCAAGAUUGGAAGAAGGUCACCCUACGUCCGCGGGUGAUGCGCAAUGUCAAGCGGGUGGACAUGUCUCGGGUCAUGCUGGGGACCAAAUUCCGUCUUCCUUUCUUCAUCGCCCCCGCGGCGCGGGCGAGGCUGGUGCACGACGACGGUGAACUGUGUUUUGCGAGGGCCUCGGCGAGGAAGGGCAUCCCCUACUGUCCGAGCACGUACUCGACUGUGCCGCACGACGAACUGAUGCGGUGCCUGACCGCGGAGAAGAAGAAGGUGAGGUUCCGCAACUUCUCGCCCGAAGACGGCGGCACGCUCUGGUUCCAGCUGUACGUGGCGCUCGAGAAGGAGCGCACCCUCGAGUUGAUUGCCAUGGCAAGGAACCUGGGGUACAAGGCACUGGUCAUCACGGUGGACACGCCGGUCGUGGGCAAGCGUGAAGAGGACGAACGCUUCCGUGCCGAGCUGGCCACCGCGAGCGGUGAUAAUUCCGUCUUGACGGAAUGGUACAAGCCCGCCAACGAAGACGAUGAGAACAGCCCGCCGCUCCGGGGCCACCACUCGUCCACGCUGAACUGGGACGACUUGCCCUGGAUCCGCGAGGCGUGGUGCAGGGGCAGGGACGACGCCGGCCCGAUCGCGAUCAAGGGCAUCCAGACCGCGGAAGACGCCGCGCUCGCGGUCUACGAAUACGGCAUCGACGCCAUCUAUCUCAGCAACCACGGCGGCCGACAGUGCGACGAUGCGCCGUCGUCCAUCCGCACCCUGCUCGAGAUCCGGAAAUUCUACCCUGAGCUGUUGAAGAAGACGGAGAUCUACCUGGACGGAGGGGUGCGGAGGGGCGCGGAUGUGAUCAAGGCCUUGUGUCUCGGGGCCAAGGGCGUGGCUUUGGGCCGGCCGUUCAUGUACUCUGUCGCCAUGGGGGAUGAGGGCGUGGCCAAGGUGAUUCAACUCCUUUCCGAAGAAAUCGAGACCACCAUGCGCUGCAUGGGCGUAACGUCCCUCGACCAACUGAACCCGUCGUACGUCAACACCAAGAUCCUGGAGCUGGAGGUUCCCGAUCGUCUCGUCACCGGGGCGGACGACGCGGCGGAAUACAGCGAGGCGUGGGUCAAGGGGUUGAAAGCGAGGCUCUAG